AUGGCUAAUGUUUUUCUACAGUUUUUACUUGAUGUUGAAAAUGGAGAUUUAGAUGGAGUUAAAAGAAAUAUUCAAAAUGGUAUUGAUUUAGAAACACGUGAUGAAGAUCAACAAACAGCACUUAUUUUAGCUGCUCGAUGUAAUCAUUUUGAAUGUGUAAAAGUUCUCAUUGAAGCUCAUGCCGAUAUUAAUGCUGAAGAUGUGGAUCAUUGGACAGCAUUACUAAACGCAUGUCAAAAUGGAAAUUUAGAUAUCGUAUGUUUUCUUACUGAGAAUGGUGCACAUAUUGAACAUUGUGAUUGCGGACAAUUUACUCCACUGAUGUGGGCAUCCUAUCAAGGACAUACAAGAGUUGUUGAAUAUUUAUUAAGUUGUGGUACGAAUGUUAAUGCUCAGGAUGAACAUGGUAUAUCCAGUUUAAGUUGGGCAUCAGGACGAAAUCAUGUUGAUAUUGUAGCAUUAUUACUUGCAGCUGGUGCUUCACCUAAUUUAUAUGAUAAGAAUAAUACAAGUCCAUUAAUUUGGGCCAGUCGACGUGGUUAUACAAGAAUAGUCGACUUAUUAUUAAAACAUGAUGCUAAUAUUAAUAAUAUUGGAAUGAAAAAUAUGACAGCUCUUCUAGCUGCUACAAAAGGUGGUCAUGCAGAAACAGCUCUUCGUCUUCUUGAAAAUCGAACAAUUGAUAUCAAAAUACAAGAUAAAGAUGGAGAAACACCAUUAAGUCAUGCGUGUGCUCAAGGUCUUACUGAUGUUGUUGUUGAACUUGUUCAACGCCAUGCAUAUGUUAAUACAGUCGAUAAAAAUGGUAAUCCAGUUCUUUUUUCUGCUGUUAAAGGUGGAAAAGAAGAUUGUGUUGCUAUUCUACUUGAAAAUCAUGCUGAUAUAAAUGCAAUUGGUGCUACAGCAAUUUGGUGGGCUGUAGAACGAGGUCGAUUGAAUGUAGUCAAAUAUUUACUUCAAUAUAAUCCUGAUGUUGAAGUAGCAGGUGGUCCUGAUGAUGAUACACCAUUAUUAUUAGCUACGAAACGAAAACGUGUUGCUAUUGUUUAUGAACUUAUUAAAUAUGGAGCUAGAUUAUCAUCAGUUGAUCAGUUUGGUGAUAAUAGUUUACAUAUUGCUUUGCGUAAUCAUAGUAGAGAUAUUGCUGAUAUUCUACUUUCUAAUCCAAGAUAUUCAAAAUAUUUGUAUCGACCUAAUAAACGUGGUGAAACACCUUAUAAAAUAGAUGCUAAUCUUCAAAAGAGUAUUCUUACAACUAUUUUUGGACAACGAACAUUAAAUUUGAACGAUGAUUCAAUUCUUGGUUAUGAUUUAUAUUCAUCAGCAUUAGCCGAAAUUUUAAGUGAACCAUCACUUCGAACUCCGAUUACGGUGGGUUUAUAUGCAAAAUGGGGUAGUGGAAAAUCGGCUUUGUUAACCCAUCUGAAAGACGAAAUGUACAGCUUUGCACAAUUAACAGCAUCAAUUGUUGGUCUUGUCACUGGUUUUUUAAUUCAUUAUAUUGUUGGUAUAACAAUCGGUGUAAUUUUAAUUGUUCUUCCACUAGCAUUUCUUUGUUUAAUUAAAUAUCUUCUUCGUAACAAAGAUUAUGGAUGGACAGCUAAUAUAACACAAUUUAUAAAUAAACGUUUAGAAAUGUUACGAUUUCUGCUUCAAGUUAUUUUCAUUAAUCCUUAUUCAUGUCAUCGAUUAAAAACAAAUGAUACAAUUGAUUGUAAAAAGAUGAAAUUUAUUUUUACUGAAUAUGGAAAAGUUUCAACUGCUGAUGGUGAAAAAGCUAGUGCAAAUAUGAUUGCUGAACUUGCAACUAAUGUCGAAGAAACAUUUGGACUUGUUGCAACACGUCUUUGUCGUGCACUUCAUUCCAAAAAUUCAAGCCAUCAUCAUCGAUUUCGAUAUCUAUGUUGUAUACCAGCAUUUAUUUUUGUUGCUAUUCAAAUUUUACUUGCUUUAGUUCUAAGCAUUUUAAUAUUAGUAAAAGGUAUUCCAUCAAAUCAUCAUUCGAUCAAUAUAAUUUAUAUUCUACUUACAAGUAUAUUAGCUAUUUCAAUUGUAUUCAGUUUCGCUACAUGGCUUCGAAUAUUAACAGUAUUGCUGAAGUCACCUAAAUCAAAAAUUCUAAAAUUUUCAGAUCAUUCUUCACGUCUGAACGAAAGUUCUCUUUAUCGACUUAGAAAAGAAGUUAGCCGAUUGUCAUACAUUAUCAAAACGGUUGAAGCUUUUUUAAGUAUUAAUACUCGUCUUGUUGUUCUUAUUGAUGGUUUGGAUGUUUGUGAACAGCAACGUAUCCUUCAAAUACUUGAUCAAGUACAUGUACUCUUGACCAAAGAAAAUGAUCCAUUUAUUACAUUAAUUAUCUGUGAUCCACAUAAAAUUAUUCAAGAUACGAAACCAAUAACGGCAAUAUCACCAUCAACAAAUCAACAUUCAAAUUUUGAUUUUGGUGUUAAUAUUCAUGAUUAUUUAUUAUCGAUUAUUCAACUUCCAAUCUAUUUACAAUUAAAUUUAAGUAAAACAAAACAAUUGAAAAAAAAUGCUGAUAGCUUUCCAAAAAGAAGACUAACAACUCUCGCCAAUGGUACAUCCGCCCUUGAUGUAACUGUAAAACCAACAACAAUCAAGAAACUUUCAAAAAAAAAACGACGUCGACAACGACGAGAUACAUUACCGAAUACUAAACCAGUAUCAACAUCAGAAUUGACUUAUCAAUUACUUCAAUCAGAUUAUUUUCUUGAUAUAAAUCCACGAAUUCUUCAACGUCUUAUAAAUAUAAUUGCUAUGACGGGUCGACUCUUACGUGCUAAUCAAGUAUUAUUCAGUUGGAAACGUCUUGGAUGUUGGUCAUAUUUAGUAGAACAAUGGCCAUAUCGUAUUUCUUGGAUUGUUAUAUAUUAUGAAGAUCAUGAACAAGAUUAUGCAGAAGAUACUGAACUGAAAACUCUCUAUAAUAAAAUCAAACCAUUUAUUCCUAUAACGAAUGAUCCUCUUUUAGAACUUGAUCGUAGUGGACGCAAAUUUGAACUUUGUAUAGAAAAAAGUGAACCUGUUUUAAAUGUGACUGAUUUAAAACAGUUCCUACCAUGUACAUGUAAUCUUGAUCCAUAUUUGAAUAAAUUAAUUCGAGAAUCUGCAGCCUAUUUUUACAUGAAUAAUAUAGAUGAAAAUGGUUUUGUUCAUGGUGAUCCAUCGCGUUUUUUUUCUCCUCGUGAUUCUACUCAGUAUUCUGGACAUAAUGACUUUUUUCAACAAGCACCACCUUUACGAUACCAAGGCGGAUUUUAUCCAAGAUUCAGUCUUCCAAGAGUGGACUAUAUAGGAGGUCUAUAUCGUCCAAAUAUACAAAUACCAAUGAAAAAACGUGAUGAUGCUGAUGAUAGUCAUAUUCGAACAUCAUCUAUUUCAUCAUCCUUAGUAACUAAUACACAGCCAAUAAUCGAACAACAACAACAAGAACAAAUUUUAUCAAAUAAUGUCAAAUUGGAUUUAUCACCACCACUAAGUCAGAUGACAGUUAAUGAUAUUUGUGAUUGUUUAAAGAAUGAUGUUAUAGGUUUAAAACCUACAAUGAUACCAAUCUAUAUUCAAGAUAUAAAUGAAAAUAAUAUUAGUGGUCGAGUUUUAUUAGAAUGUAAUCUUGAUGAACUUAAACAAAUUCUUUCUAUGACAUUUGGUGAUUGGGUACUUUUUAGAAAUUGGAUACAAACAAAACGAUUUGAAGAACAACGUUCUCGAUUUCAUCGACAGUCACAAUAUACAUCAUCAACUAAUAAUAAUAACCAUCAAAAUCGAUCAAACAAUGAUUCUUCUAAUGAAUAUGAAUUCUAUUAUGAUAAUGGUGUACUGGGUACUGCACUUAAUCAAUUAUUUUCUAAUACAUCACCAAAUAAAACAAUGAAUUCUAUUAAGGAAGACUCUGCUGAUGAUAAUAAUAAAGUAUCAAUUGCUUCAGUACCAAAAAAUGUCACAUUUCUUAUUCCAUCGAGUCUAUCUAGUAUAACUUCAAAUGAAAGUACAUUUGAUGUUAUUGAAACAACAACAAGAACAACUAAUCAUAUUAAAGAUAUAUUUUCAGUAAAUUCUCCAUUAGAAUCUCAAAAAAUAACAAAAAAUGAAACAGAUACAGUUACAUCCUCUUCAUCUCCGAAUUCUGUAACAAAUACAUUAUUAUUUGAUAAAGAAAAUGAACAUAAAAUCGUUAAGAAUGAUAGUGAAAAAAGUCCUUUACUUGAAAAUGAUAAAUGA
This is a messenger RNA of Rotaria sp. Silwood1, 4242 nucleotides long. The record is from the annotation of a GenBank genome assembly. NCBI's taxonomy places the organism in Eukaryota, Metazoa, Rotifera, Eurotatoria, Philodinida, Philodinidae.